CUAAACGCACGCACAGUCAAUAACAUUAUUGCAACAAAUUAGUAAAUAACAAAAUACACGUAGUUUAAUUAAGAAAUGGCUGUAAAUCUUGAUGUGACUAACAAAUUGGAGAAAAGUCCUAAAACAGUUUACAUAGGAAGUGUUACAAUAUGCCUGAAAUUAUUAGAUAACAUUAUUAAAAAUCCAAAAGAAGAGAAAUUCAGAAAGUUUAAAAAAUCUAAUCCAAAAAUCGCCAAUGAAAUGCUAAUUUUAGAAGGUAUUGAGGAGCUAUUCCUUGAUAUCGGGUUUGAAUUAGAUACUAAUGAGUUUGUCUUGCGUCGUGGAGGACUAGGUGUCAUAAAUAAGCUUAAAAUUUAUCGAGACUUCCUUCAAAAACGAUUAGAGCAUAUUAGGAACAAUGACUCAGCAAGUAUUAAGCCAUCAUCAUCAUCAGCUGUUAAUAAAAUUUCUUCCAAAGGUGCUAUUCAAAAGCCUUCCAUUGAAAAACCAAAAGAUUUAUUAGCUCCAAUAAAAAAUCAAGUGGCUCCAAUAAAAAUCACAGCUUGUAAACCAUUCCAACAGCGAAUUUCAUUUCCACAAUGCUUAAAGACCAACAAUGCCUUCUUGAGACAAUUAGAGCAACUGUCAGAUUCAGUAAUGCAAUAUGAGGAUGAAGAAUUAAAAAAAUCAGCACUAAGGAUAAUGCCAGUUGAAAAGUUUAAGCUUAAUGCCAUAGAAAAUUUAAGAAAGUUCCAAAAGCUUAUCAAACAGAAGGAAAUAACUGACGAUGAGCCACCUUUAGAUGAUUUUAUAUUAGAGGAACUAGCAGCAUGGUUCAAGAAUGAUUUCUUCACGUGGGUCAAUAGUAUGGACUGUAAAGUCUGCAAAGGAGAAACAAUCGCUAAUGGAACUAAAACAAUUGGAAAUGUAAGAGUCGAGCAGUAUUUCUGCAAUAAAUGUCAAGUUACAACUGAAUUUCCACGAUAUAAUGACAUUGAGAAGCUUUUAGUCACAAGAUCCGGACGUUGUGGUGAAUUUGCCAACUGCUUUACAUUCCUUUGUCGUUGUCUUGGCUAUGAUGCACGCUACAUUUAUUCAACAUCCGAUCAUGUUUGGACAGAAGUCUAUAAUCACACAAAAAAGCGAUUUAUUCACAUUGAUCCAUCCGAGAAUGUUUUUGAUUCGCCAUUAAUGUACGAGCAUGGCUGGAAUAAGAAAUUGGAGUAUGUUAUAGCUUUCACAUGUGAUGAUGUUCAAGAUGUCACGUGGAGAUACUCGAAUCAACAUGACGAGUUGCUUAAACGACGAAAAUUGUGUACAGAAGGUGAUUUAAUUUCGGCGAUAAUUGAGUUGCGUAGUAAGAGGCAAUCAAGCAUAUCUGUAGCUAGAAAGAAAUUCAUUAAAAUGCGAACAAUAUCUGAAUUAGCAGAAUUAAUGAUUCUUCGAGAACCAACUGAGAAUGAGAAGAAAGGACGAAGUUCUGGAUCUUUAGCAUGGCGAUUAGGUCGUGGAGAAACGGAAGUAGCUAGUAAUUUUAUUUUUAAGCUAUUGCCAGCAGAAAUUAAUGCUAAAGAAUUUAAUGUCCGUUAUUCUUGUGCGAAAAAUCGAUAUGAAAGAUUUAUUGGAACUAAUGUGAUUGAAUCAGCUACAGAUUGGAAGUCAUGGGAGUUUAAGUCUGAGAAUAUAUUCAGGAAGGUCGAGCAUGAUCAUAAAAUGGCAUAUUUGUCUAGAAAUGAAGACACGAAUGUUGGAACAAUUGAAUGGAAAUUUGACUUUAAUAAUUUAUCCAUAAAAUCAGUCAAGCUUAAAAUAGAGUCAGCAAUAUUUCAAACAGGCAAGCUGGAAGUUACUUACAUGGACCAAAAUGAUAAAAUUAUCACAUCCAAAGAUGAUCUUGUUGGACAAUCUAGAUUCAGUAUUUGUGUAAGGAUGUCAGAUGGAUCUGGAGAUUGUGCAUGGCAACAUGCUCAGCUGUUUAGACAAAAGCUUAAUUCCGAUGAAUUUCCAUUUGAAUUAUCAAUACAAUUUAAUUAACUUUUUUUCUAGUUUUUUAUUUCUAUUUUUUAAAUUUUAUUGAUUGUUAAUUUCCAUUUACUUCCGAAAUGGCGAUUUUUUUGAUAAUUUAAAAUUUUUAUAUGCAUUUUCAAUGUCUCUUAUGGUGAUAGCUAUGUUUAUUGAAUAAAAACUAAUAUAUUGAACAUCAAUUUUACAUAGACAUUUCCUAA
Molecule: messenger RNA, 2204 nt
Organism: Chironomus riparius
Lineage: Eukaryota; Metazoa; Arthropoda; Insecta; Diptera; Chironomidae
Source: the annotation of a GenBank genome assembly